AUGGUGAGGUUUGUUGCCGACUCUCUUGAUGACAAAGAGGGUAAACGAACACGUGUCGCCAUUCCCAACUACCAUGGAAUCGUCAAAUAUGAGGUCGCAUAUGACCAAUCUGCAUCAGAAGAUAAUGACAACUCAGAUCCGCGAUGUAUCGGUUUAGACCAGAAUGGGAUAUGCCUCCUACCAACACAGAUUGUGGACAUUGACAAUUGCUGGCUGACGGUCAGCAAGACUGAUCUUGAAACGGCUUCAGGCGAGCUAGAGAUCACAGCUUACAAUCAAGCAAUGCUUACAGCAAUCACUUUAUCUGACAUGGGUCCAUUGACAAAACUUCUUGGUUUGGAAAAAUACAAUGGCCCAACGAACAUGAGGAUUGAAAACAAGUCACCAACUGGCUUCAGACUUGCAUGGGACCUGCCUGAAUCGGAGUCCUGUUUUGGAGCUGCAGACAUCGUAAUUAUCCUUACAGACAGGGACUCAAAUGGUGAAAUUGAACUGAAAUCGUUUGCAACUCCUACUACUGCUACCUACUUCGAUUUUCUCGGACUGAACCCUGAGGUGAAAUACAACUUAGGGCUUCAGUUAAAGGCCAAAGGCGGAACGGCUCAGGUAUUUGGGGAAGACCUGUCCGUUGUUACUCGUAUAUUGUUGAUGUGCGCUUUGGCUGUUGCCGUCCUCUUCGUCCUCACGCGCCGUGGAAUCAUCAACAUUCAACCGCAACAAAGAAUGGACGAGAUACGUCGAGCCGUCACGAAGCGUGUACGUCAAUCGAGAAUGUUUGCGACUGAUACUUCAAGUCAAUCAUAUAAGAACAGAACUAUGAUGUUAGAUUAUCUAAGUGAGUUGUACUUAUACGGGGGAAUGGACUUCAAUACAUCCAGCAAAGGCUACAUAAGUAGGAACCAUAUUACAUUUGACGUCCUCUUGAAGAGUGGACAUUUUGCAAACAUAUACCGAGCACGUUAUAAUGGACAAAACGUUGUGGCUAAAAGUCUGAAAGAAAACUUUACGACGGAUGACGAACUACUUAUGAAUGCGAAAAUAAAUUUCUCUUCCGACAGAGUUGGCGAUCAUCCGAACUUCAUCAAGUUUAUUGGAGCGGUCGUGGAUGAUGUAACAAUGGGUCCAAUGAUCAUCUAUGAGUUUCGUGAAAACAAAACUCUGAGAGACUACAUUGAGAAAAACAAAUCUAACAUGACCGUUGAGAUGCAAGAAAAUCUCUUCCGCUUUGGACUUGACAUCGCUAAAGGCAUGGACUACCUAACCACUAAAGGGGUGACACAUCGACGUCUCGCUGCUCGUAACAUCCUCCUGAAUCACCUCAAUGAGGUAAAAAUCGCAGGAUUUGGACCCCAAACGGCUGGUGAGGAGGACGGAAGAGACGCGGAAACAGGAAAGAAGGUACGAUUGAGAACUCCGUACACGGGUAAAAGUCGCAAUCUUCCCCAGUGCCUGAAGAGGGGCGAGCAUCUCGAGAAGCCAGGGAUUUGCGAUGAAACGACUCCGAUUCAGACAGGUCCUAUGCAAGUCUGA
Messenger RNA from Mya arenaria, 1530 nucleotides. Its product is annotated as angiopoietin-1 receptor-like. The transcript is spliced from 13 exons. NCBI's taxonomy places the organism in Eukaryota, Metazoa, Mollusca, Bivalvia, Myida, Myidae. The record is from RefSeq and is a predicted model, not a curated record. Gene Ontology annotation, cellular component: signaling receptor complex. The coding region runs from base 1 to 1530 and encodes 509 amino acids. Gene Ontology annotation, biological process: positive regulation of kinase activity; cell surface receptor protein tyrosine kinase signaling pathway; multicellular organism development. Gene Ontology annotation, molecular function: ATP binding; protein binding; transmembrane receptor protein tyrosine kinase activity.